This is a messenger RNA of Armigeres subalbatus, 1577 nucleotides long. Its product is annotated as zinc finger protein 320-like. The record is from RefSeq and is a predicted model, not a curated record. Gene Ontology annotation, molecular function: zinc ion binding. The coding region runs from base 188 to 1519 and encodes 443 amino acids. Gene Ontology annotation, cellular component: nucleus. The transcript has 2 exons. NCBI's taxonomy places the organism in Eukaryota, Metazoa, Arthropoda, Insecta, Diptera, Culicidae.
AUCGAUACUAAAAAAUUCUUCUGUUAAAUUUUAUUUAUUUUGUAUAGUAAACGGAAGCUCAUUGAUCAUUUUUUGCUUUUGUCCUGAAUAACAAGUUAAGACCAACAUUGGCCCAUCUCGCCAUUGAUCCUUUUUCGCAUUUUGUAGGUUUUGAGCUGUUCCGAUAUCUGGUGUUUUUUUUUUGAAGAUGUAUGUUUGUCGGGUAUGCCUAGGACAGAAUCGUCCACUUUACGUGCCAUUAUUUGCAGUUCACGGGAAGCGUUCUGUCGCUGAAACAAUAAUGAUCUGCACUGGACUCAAGCUCAAGCGUAACGAUGGUUUCACGCAAUUCGUUUGUAGUCUCUGCGUAGACGAAUUCUCCAAAUUCUACGAGCUGAGAGAACUGUGUCUGAACUCAGAUGCCUUUCUGCGUUCCAGUAAUUGCAAUCUUGUUAACGAAUCGGAGGCCAUCAAAAAUGAUUCUGUUCCGGAUGCUGACGCGUCGAAAGAUGAUCAGAUCGAUUGCCUGGAUGAGUUCGUCAAAUCCACCAUUGUCAUCGAAGAAAUUGAGAUUACCGAAUCAAAUGAGGGAUCGAGAAUCAUUACGGAAGAAUGGGUUGUUGAGAUGGAUGACGGGAAAGCUAAUCAGGAAACGACUGAAGUUUACGAAAUUUUAGACGAUCCCAUUUGCGCGAACAGUGAAGAUCAGAUUCUUCCUACAAAGCCUCUCAAAUCUGCUGAGCCUUCAAAAAAGAAACAAGUUCGUCGGAAAAAGAAAUCAAAGAGUCCUAUAGCAGAUGAUACUAAAUUUGUUUGCUGCAGUUGUCCUUCGGAAGUUUUCGAUAGCCAACAGAGACUGGAUGCCCACCGAGCUGACCAACAUGAAAAGCUCCGUAUUAAAUCUAGCACUAUUCGGCCGUAUGAAUGCAAUGUUUGCUAUCAGCGUUUCGUUGACGAAAAGCACUUAACGCUUCAUAAAAACCGCUCAAACAGAAGCCGCAGCUUUGUUUGUACUUCCUGUGGUCGUGCUUUCUUAGCCAGUAGCACUUUGAAAAAACACGAACAAAUCUGCGCACCUACAACGGUGUGCAAUUAUGAGUGCUCCGAGUGCGGCAAACAUUUCCUCCAGUCAGGUUCGCUAAGGAAUCACAUGAAGCUUCACACUUCGGACAAAACACAUUCCUGUCCGAUUUGUGGGAAAACUUUCAUGAAGCGGUUCGAAGUGCCGAUUCACUUGGUCACGCACACAACAGAGCAACCGUUUGCUUGCGACAAGUGUCCGGCCAAGUUCAAACGGAUGCAGGCCCUCCGGAGUCACCAGCGACACCACUCUAAUCCUACGCCGUACAAGUGCGAUCAGUGCGACGAGUGGUUCAACAGUUUUAGCGCCCGCAAGUACCACCGACAGAAGCUGCACGAGGGCAUUGAACCGUUCCGGUGUGAAAUAUGCGAGAUAUCCUACGGGCGUCAGAGUCGGUUGACCAAUCACAUCCGUAAGAUGCAUGCUGGCGCGACGGGUUCAAUAAAUAAAAGUGAAUAAAUGCGAAGAAUAAAACGAUCGUUUUAUCACGUUGUACAUUAAAUCAAAGUCGAUGAAA